AUGUUUUUAGUUCAUCAAUAUCCAAUUCGCUUGAUAACAGUCGUUGAUCAAUCAUCAACAUCAAAACAACCUACAUCUGCUCCAUUGCCACCAUCUUCAGUAACCAAAACGACGAUUUCUUCAAGUACCAAAAUUGUUGAAUUACCUAAAAUACAACUUCAACGUUUUGAAAUGGAUGCACGCAAACGAAAAAGUCCGUCAGCUCAAGUAUCUAAACAAAAUAUAUCAGUAUCAAAUCAACCUCAACCAGCAACUCCAUCACCAUCGACAGCAACUCCUCGACCUCCUGUAUCAACAGAAGUGAUUAAAGUUCUUCCAGUAACAGUAUUUGAGUUUAAUGGAUCAUCUGAUUAUUAUGAACAUAUGUCACCAUUUAUUGAUACCAGUGCUCUUCAUCUUAUUUGUAUCCAUACAGCUGAUUUUCAUCAAACAACUCCUGCAUCUAUUGAAGAUAUAUUCAAUGGUAAAUUUGAUAUACUAUCAUCUAAUACUAUUACACAAUUAUUUCAAUUAUUACAACUGCUGUGUGAAAAGGCAAGUAAAACACGUGCAAUUAUGAUCUUACCUGUUGCUACAUGCAUUGAUUUAUAUGAUAAACGAGCUAAUCAAGAUAAAAUUGAAGUUUUAGAAAAAAUUAAUAGUUUCUUUAAAUUUUAUCUUCAAUAUCGUAUUGAUCGAAUAAAACAUGAAAUGGAAUCAAUACAUUCUCUUCACACGAUUUCAUCAUCACUUUCCGAUCGUCUUAAAACAUAUACGUCGUUACUUAAUAUUACUAUUCAAAUUGAACCGUGUCAAUCAAUUAGUUCGUUAACAUUUCAAGGUAUUGAUGAACUUAAUCGGACAAUUCAACGAUGUGUAUUAACACAAAAACCUAUAUUUCCAUAUGUCGAUCGAAUAUUACCAACAUUAUGGGCUGAAACAAAUCAAUAUAUUGAAUCUUUAGCUGAAUCUUUACCUGUUCCAUAUCUUCUUUGGGAAAAUUAUAGUGAUCGAGUUAUUAGUAAACAUGGUCUUGCACAUUUAAUAAAUGAUAUAACACUUUCAUUACAUGAUGAAGGAAAAAUUUUAGUUUUAAAUGAAAUAUCAACAACAGAUCGUGUUGUUUUUCUUCGUCCAUCAUGGUUAACUGAUCUUUUAUAUAAUUUAUUUCGUCAUGAUAUGUCAACAACAUAUCUUGAUUAUGAAAAAAAUGAAAUUUUCUCUUUAACUAAUCUUUCAGAAUCAAAUUUUCAAACAUAUAAAAAAGAAUUUCUUCAAUAUGGUCUUUUACAUUCCGAUCUUCUACGUUCAUUAUGGUUUGGUUUAUUACAUAAAAAAGAACAUUUUUUUUAUUUAUGGUUAACAAUAAUGCGAUUUUUAUUAAUAGCUUAUCCAAAAAUGAAUAAAGGACAAUUAAAACGUCUCAUUCAUGUUCAAACACCUGAUCCAUUAUUAAAAAAUGAAAAAAAAUCAGAACGAUUAAUUGAUGUAAAACAGAAUCCUGAUGUUCGAGAAGAAAUUAAAUUUGAUUAUGCUAUUGUACCUUAUUAUUUACCAUUAAUUAAUCAAAAUGAGCAACAAGACGAACUAAAACUGUUUACUAAUAGUUUAAAAAAUAUUAUCAUUAUUCGUUAUACAAGUCAAUCAUUACCACUUGGAUUUUUUCAUCGAUUUUCUGUUUCAGCGAUAUUAAGAUUAAAUAUUAUUUAUAAAAAACAUUGGAAUAAUUUUAUUUUAGGUGAACAUGAAGAAAAAGAUGUGAGAUUUCUUAUGGAAACAGAUCAUCGCACAUAUAUUAUAUGUCAUUGUGGUACUAAUAUUGUUGAACAAUCCUUAGAAGAAAUUUGGAAUGUACUGAUGCCUAUACUUAAUCAUUUUGAAGCAGUAUUAACAAAUCUAGCUCCCAGUAAUCUAUUUGAUCGUUCUGUUCAAUGUCCACAUUGCAAAAAAUUUUCAUUUAUGGGUGAAUGGACAACACCCAAAGAAUUACAAUGUAUUAAAAUGAAAGCAUGCCUAUUAUGUGGUCAAAAUGUAGAUACAGCUCGUCUCGUACAACCUAAUGAAAGUAAACGACGAAGUGAAGAACUUUUGAGACGAAUUCGUGAACGGCAUGCCAAGAAUACCACCAAAGCGCCAGAUGACGUACAACAAACAACUUCGCCUACUACUCAUUUAUUAGUAUCACCGGUGUGA
Molecule: messenger RNA, 2172 nt
Organism: Rotaria sp. Silwood1
Lineage: Eukaryota; Metazoa; Rotifera; Eurotatoria; Philodinida; Philodinidae
Source: the annotation of a GenBank genome assembly